Molecule: messenger RNA, 313 nt
Organism: Funneliformis geosporum
Lineage: Eukaryota; Fungi; Glomeromycota; Glomeromycetes; Glomerales; Glomeraceae
Source: the annotation of a GenBank genome assembly
AUGAAAGAUAUUUUAAAUGAAGCAUGUGGAGUAUGUGAUAAUUGUUUAUUAAAUAUAUGUGAUAAGUCUGUAUGGAAUGAAUUUUCUGCUGAUAUAAUUAGGCUGCUGAAAAUUGCAAAAGAAAUUUUGAUAUCUGAAAAAAUAUAUGAAAUAGUAUUAUUAGAUAUCACAGAAGUUUUUUGUAAACUAAAAAGAGCAAAUGAAAUGGGACUUUCUGAAUUAUCAAUAGUAUCUUUUACUGAAAACUUUUCUUUUAAAUCUGUGAUUAUUGGAUUGGAUAACAAUACUGAAGAAGAAGCAAAACAUAUUAAAU